Messenger RNA from Corylus avellana, 1220 nucleotides. RefSeq names its product gibberellic acid methyltransferase 2-like. Gene Ontology annotation, molecular function: methyltransferase activity. The record is from RefSeq and is a predicted model, not a curated record. Lineage: Eukaryota; Viridiplantae; Streptophyta; Magnoliopsida; Fagales; Betulaceae.
AUGAAGGAAUCAAUUGCCAUAUCUACCAAUAGAGAGGCUUUAGAGCCCGAAUACAAGUACUGCUUGCAGACAUGGGCCGGAGGCCUUGAUAGAUUUCUUAGUAUGCAAGGUGGAGAUGAUGACGGCAGCUAUGCAAAGAAUUCAGAAGCUCCUGCAUCUGCAAUCACCAUAUGUAAGCCAUUGUUCUUAGUGGCUAUACAAUCUCUGAAACUUUUUAGGAGAGAGGAGGAAAUGGAUUCUGUAAGAAUAGCUGACUUGGGUUGCGCAACUGGGUACAACACCUUAGCCACAAUUGACAUGGUUGUUGAGAGUCUAAGACACCGAUACAUCCAAGAGUGUGGGUUGGAGCCCGAGUUUGAGGCCUUCUUCGCCGAUCUCCCUUCAAAUGAUUUCAACUCUUUAUUCCGGUCAUUGCCUGCCGCCAUGUUAUCCGACGGCAAAACAAGGCGAUAUUUUGCUGCCGGUGUGCCUGGAUCAUUCUAUGGUCGCCUCUUUCCUAAAAGAAAGCUUCAUGUCGUGGUUAGCUUAAGUGCUUUACAAUGGCUCUCCAAGAUACCAGAUGAAGUGCUGGAUAACAAAUCACCAGCUUGGAACAAAGGGAGAGCGUGGAUUGAUGGAGCAAAGGGAGAGGUAGUUGAAGCCUAUGCGAAGCAAUCCGAAGAGGAUUUGGAGAGCUUUUUAAGAUGCCGGAAGGAAGAGAUUGUACGAGGAGGAAUGCUGUUUAUGGUAAUGGGAGGAAGGCCUCGAUCCGAGCAACCUGAGAAUCAGUUAGGGGAUCCAGACUCAAGAGCCAAGCACCCUUUUACAACUUCCAUGGACCAGGCUUGGCAAGUCCUAUUAAAUGAGGGUUUGAUAGACGAGGAGACCAGAGACGGGUUCAAUAUUCCGGUAUACAUGAGAAGCACGGAGGAGGUUGAGAGGGGAAUAAAGAGAUGUGGUGGGUUUGAGAUACAAAGGAUAGAGUACCAGAAGAUAGUGGAGCAUUCAGAGGAGAAGCAUGAGGAGUGGAUCAAGGAUCCGGUUUCCUAUGGGAGAGCCAAAGCAAACCUUGUCCGUGCCACCCUGAGGCCCAUAGCAGAGACCCACCUCGGUCCCUACCUCUCUGAGGAGUUGUUCAAGCGCUAUGAGAACCGGGUUUCUUCUGAUACUGUCCUCCUCCAUAAGACUUGUUUCUAUGGUGUUAUUAUUGCUUGUGCAAUUAGAAAGUGAUCAAACUAAAA